AUGGAUUGUCCACCGGCGCCACCAUCGAGUGCUUCAUCGGAUGACCUCGAGGGUCCAUGCAAAAAGCAACGAUUAGCCGAGAAACUCCCAUGCCCGCCCAGCGACCUCAUUUCUAGUCACAUCCCCCUGCCCGAUCACGUGGCCAACAACAAUAACAGCAUCAAGAUGUCACCACCGGCCGGCUGUAGUCGCUCAAAUUGUACUACCGGCCGGCCGGAUGGUGGUGCCUGUGCCCAAAAACGCUCAAUGGAUGACGUCCUUAGGCGACUAACUAACAAAAUGCGCGGCAGUUCGCUGCGUGAAGGUGGUAUGGAGCCACAAAAUAACAACAAUAGCACCUCUAGCAAUUUAAAUAUCUGCAGCAAUGGCGGCGCCACGAAACGACCUGGUAGUCAUGAAGAACCACCAUCGGCACCAUAUGCGCUCAUUGACAGCCCCGAUUACCGGACGGCCGACACACUACUUGGAUGCUACCCCGGUAGUGUCCAGGAGAAGGAGCGUAAACUCAACGAGAUGAUCCUACAGCUGCAACUUGUCAGGGAUCAUCUGAUAAAUCAGCAGCAUCACACAGAGAGGACUGUCGCCCCGGCUCCAUUGGAUUUCACAGCAGCGGAAGCACCCCCUGAAACAUCCCGCUUUGGUGGAACAUCCCCGAAGAAUCCCCUGCUAUUCCUGCCCUACCUACGACCACCGUACCCUGCACCAACACCCGUUUGGGAUUCAGCAGCCCAUUUGGCGCACAUCUCAGCCGCUGCUGCAGCCGCGGCUCUCGUGGACGUACCACCAGCACGUGAAUCCCCCUCACCACCACGUUCCACGUCACCACCAGCAUCACCACGCCGUCGGGUGCCACCCCUACCCGAUCCCGAUGCCCCACUCAAUCUAACAAAGCCCAAGGGCACAUCGCCCGGGCUGGAGCCACCCCCUGCGACGCCCCCACGCUUCUACGGUGCCCCCACGAAGGCCUACCCCGAGGAGCCAGACUUCCUCAAUGUGUGUCGAAUGUGGGCGUCUGAGCAUAUGGGUGCUAAACCCAUGGCACCACCACCUGAUGAGGAUAAAAAUCGACUUGCACGGCGACGAGAACCGCCGCCGCGCGAAGAACGUCCCGAUCCCGCCAAGCCACACAUUAAGCGUCCCAUGAAUGCCUUCAUGGUGUGGGCUAAGGAUGAACGAAGGAAAAUUUUAAAGGCCUGUCCGGAUAUGCACAACAGCAACAUUAGCAAAAUUCUGGGUGCCCGCUGGAAAGCCAUGUCAAAUGCGGAAAAACAACCCUACUACGAGGAGCAAUCAAGGCUAUCAAAGUUGCACAUGGAGCAGCAUCCGGACUACCGCUACCGGCCACGGCCGAAGCGUACGUGCAUUGUGGACGGGAAGAAGAUGCGAAUAAGUGAGUACAAGAUGCUAAUGCGAAGCCGACGAGCUGAAAUGCGGCAAUUGUGGUGCCGUGACACCGGCGGCCCCGAAGGGAGUCAAUUCAUGGGCGACAUGGCGGGUGCAUCGGGUGGUUCCGGGUCCCCAAAUGGUGCCCCAGUACCACCAAGCGCCACGGCAACGUACUUCUAUCCGCCGGACAGCCUAUCACCCGGCGCCUUUUCCGCUGCUGAUGCCAGCAGAGAUGAUGACUGAGCCCACCAGGGUGUGCGCCAUGCCCCCUAUUUUUUGCUGAGAUUUUAGACGUGCCAUGUGAAGCGUUAAUUCUUUUUUUUUUUGUUUUGGAACAUCCCCAAGAUUUUUGAGAAGAACGAUAGAAAGAAUAGAAGGAAGAAAAAACAUUCUGAGAGUGAAAAAAUCAUUGAGCAAAACACACAAAAAAUGAGUAAUUUCUAGUUAAAAUGUAAGGAUUCUUAAAUUAGCUAAAAAAGAAAAGUUCUUAAAAAUAGUUAAGGCCACCCCCACCCCUGAUCCUUUCUUCUCCUUAAGUCCUAUUCCCCCUGUACCUUCAGCUCCCUUAAUUGAGAAUUAUAUACAAUAUAACUUGUAGGAAUCAACUGUGUCUAGUAUAUAAUGUGACAGAUAUAGAGUUAUGAUGAAAAUAAAUAGGUAGAUUAGGCCAUAUUGGGAUGAUGUUGGAAAAAUAAGCGUCUCACCGUAUAAUUCAAAAAAAUCUCUGAAAACUCUUCAAUGCAAUUGGAAGAUUUUGAAAACCUAAACAAAUCUCCUGAAGAAAUCAUUUUAAUCCGAUUAACGGUUUUCUUUAUUUUUCAAUUUGAACGAUUUUCUAAUGCCAAGAUUUAAAAAUUCAUUACUCCCCUAAGAAAUUUCUUAUUUAAAGAAUUUUUUGAGGCUUUUCAACUCCUUAGAAGGCAUCAUUACAAAAAAUUCUUUAAAGGUGUUAUUUUUCAAUUUAAACUUUUUUUCUAAUUCUCAGAUUUAAAAAUUCAUAACUCCUCUUAUUUACAUCCGAUUUUUAUGAAGUAAAUUGCAUUUGAAAGGUCUCUUAAAGCUCUUCAACUCCCUUAGACUCCUAGACUCCUUAGACUGUUAUUUUUCAAUUAAAAACGAUUUCAACGAUCAAAACCUAUGUUCAAAAUUUAAAUAUUAAUCAGUGCAUGGAGACAAAUUGCAUCAUCCCAAAAAUUGUUAGGACAAAUUCCCACGGGAGCCCCAUUUGUGGCUCUUUCGAGCGAGAGAGAAUUAUAUAAAUAAAAAAAGUAUUUAUUACAUUAUCGUGCAUAGUGAGAAAGUAUAUAAAUAAAACUAAGAGAGGUGGGGAAAUAGUAAGGCAUUAGAGUAAAUAGUUACAUGACAAAUACGAGAAUACGGCGUUAGAUAAAAAGAAAAAGAUGAUUAAAGAAAAAAAAAAGAAAAAAAAACCUCAAAAAAGGACUAUGGGUGAACCUAUCUGCAAUAUUUAUUGCCUCCACGACUCUCCCUCCCAAUGCCAUGUUCAUUCCGCCAUAUUUUUUUUUUAUUCGUACCAACUCCCGCCAUCUUUCACAUUAAACGUGCAAUGUGUUUUUUUUUGUUUUUUGUUAGAAGAAAAAUAUAUAUUAUAUUUUUUAUAUAGACAGUACUCUUCUCUCUCACACUGAUCUUUGUAAAACUCUUCGAAAUGUUUUGUUUUUUAUAGUAAAAAGGAUAAAAAAAAACUUUUUUAGGCUCUCUCUGUUUUCUCUGGAUGCGCUAAUAUGUAAACUCUCUCUUUUUUUUCAUUUCUGUGCCAAAUUAUAGACAUAUAUAUUAUAAACAUAUAUUAAAAGAAAAAUCAAACAUUUCAAGUAAAAAUAGUGGAACAAAUUCA
Messenger RNA from Lutzomyia longipalpis, 3244 nucleotides. It is a transcript of the gene Sox102F, whose product is annotated as transcription factor SOX-13. Gene Ontology annotation, molecular function: RNA polymerase II cis-regulatory region sequence-specific DNA binding; DNA-binding transcription factor activity, RNA polymerase II-specific. Lineage: Eukaryota; Metazoa; Arthropoda; Insecta; Diptera; Psychodidae. The transcript has 6 exons. The record is from RefSeq and is a predicted model, not a curated record. Gene Ontology annotation, biological process: cell fate commitment; regulation of transcription by RNA polymerase II. The coding region runs from base 1 to 1629 and encodes 542 amino acids. Gene Ontology annotation, cellular component: nucleus.